This is a messenger RNA of Polychytrium aggregatum, 849 nucleotides long. RefSeq lists its product as uncharacterized. The transcript has 4 exons. Gene Ontology annotation, molecular function: protein-disulfide reductase [NAD(P)H] activity. The record is from RefSeq and is a predicted model, not a curated record. Bases 226 to 615 code for a protein of 129 amino acids. Lineage: Eukaryota; Fungi; Chytridiomycota; Chytridiomycetes; Polychytriales. Gene Ontology annotation, cellular component: cytosol.
AUGGUGCCUUUCCUGCGGAUGCAUAGCCCGCACACCCGGCAGCCGAUCAGUCGCCCGGGGUAGUCUCGGAUCUGCUUCUUCCAGGCGUCUCUUCCCGACUGCAUCCUCUUGGCUCUGUCGAUUGUCCACCUGCCUCCCCAAGUUCCAUUACCGCCGCUCCUCUGCGCUGCCGUGUGCAUCCCUCACCCAUCUCCCUGCCGCGAUCCACAACCGCCUCCUGCCAAAAUGAAGAUCAUCCGUAUCAACGACUCCUCCGAGUUUGACUCUACCGUUAGCCAGGCCGUUCUGGACAACCCCACAAGCCAUGUCUUUGUGUUGCUCUUUGGAACGGAGGAGCCCCAGACCGGCGAAUCCUGGUGCCCCGAUUGUGUUAUUGCCGAUCCCGUCGUUCGAAGACAUAUCAGCAAAAUCCCGGACUCUAUCCUGAUCGAGGUCCCUGUCGGUCCCCGUCUGGAGUUCCGCAAGCCCGACAACUUCUACCGAAACCACAAGUCGCUCAAUCUUACCGCCAUCCCGACCCUCUAUCUCUGGAAGCAGAGCGGCCCCGCCAAGUCCCUCGUCGAGGUGGAGUGCGCUGACGAGUCCAAGUGGGCCGAAUUUGUCAAGGAGCUGUAGCGCAUCGCCUAUCCCUCGGCCGCUCCUCGGCCAUCCUAUCGUGUUGCGUUCGUACUGAGCGUGAGCUGUCAUCCAUACAUCCCCGUUGCAACCGCAUCGAAGCAAGCCUCGCCCUCGCUCUGUUUGGAAGAAUCAACCAGAGGCCACUCUAGAGGCCUGGUGCUUCACCACCCGGCGCUGCGAGUACGGAUGGAAUCGGGGCUGUAUAAUGCAAAUCGACAAAAUGUAUUCAGG